This is a messenger RNA of Triticum dicoccoides, 1188 nucleotides long. RefSeq lists its product as uncharacterized. Lineage: Eukaryota; Viridiplantae; Streptophyta; Magnoliopsida; Poales; Poaceae. The transcript has 3 exons. Bases 1 to 753 code for a protein of 250 amino acids. The record is from RefSeq and is a predicted model, not a curated record.
AUGACGAAGGGCUACUAUGCCGUGUACGUUGGGAGGGUUUCAGGAGUCUACAACCACUGCCAGCCGCUCAGGCCUAGGAGGAGCGCGGCAAGCGGGAGUUUGGCAUCUUCUGUCCUCUGCCCCGUCGCACCACCGUGGUUGCGCCGCCCACGUCCAGACGACGGCCCUCUCCUGCCGCUAGAUGCCUCCGCUGAGACGACGCUGCCAGAGGCAGCGACCAGCAGCCUCACCGGUGCCCUCGCGCGCGAGCGGACAGGCGCCGGAAGAACUUGGUUCCAGCGAUGCUGCAGAUCGCACUCGCGUUGCUGCUCUACAUCGGCCUCGACCUCCCCGAGGCCGUCGCCGCCGUUUCUGUUAAGACUUGUGCGCGGAGGUGGUUUGACGAGCGGGAGACAAGUCACCUGGCCAACUGGGCAAGCACGGCCGGGCACGGCAACACUGAGGAGCUCCCGACGAUUCAUUUCAGCUGUCCAAGUAUUACGGGGUAGAGCUGGAAAUACGGGAGCGGUGUGGGUUUUUCUUGCGGGAAAAGGGACUUGGGCGUGGAAAUCGAUGCGGCCAUUGGAUGAAGAACAACAACAUGCGGUAGGGAGCAUGGAGAGGGAGCAGCCAUGCCGCGUCCUCUUGGCAUCGCUCAUCCCCUCCGUCAAGACGCGUCAAUCUGGCGACCUCGACCCCCCAUGGCUGUGUACUACAGCCAACUCUGGCUGGCCAACUUCCGAUGCGCCCCAGGUGUUCGUGGUAAUGCUCUAAUCACGCGGCGCCUCGUCAAUUGAUCAACAAAAUUCCGUCUGUAGCUCCGGCUCUGCAGCGUGCUUCGGUGGAGCAAUGUGCCAAUAAAAAUAGGAACCUGUGGCCUGCGCCUUAGGCUGUGGUGCCGAACCUUGUUUGCUGCCUUUAGCGUCUCCUUCCUCCCUGUCAUAGAUUUGCACUGGAACCGCAGUGCGUUCCUCGAUUUCGUGGCGCCAAGCUUCAUCACGCUGAUGAGGUACACACUUCCUUUUUUUCCUAACGACAAAUAUACACGCUUCCGUUCUCUCAACUGAUAUGAUACGUUCUUGUGGUACUUGACUAGUUGAUAUGAAUUAUUAAUAACUGGACAAUCAAAAUCCAGGGCUAUCCCCCUGUGUACUUGCCGCUACGUUGUAAUUAUUUUCUGUAAUUCUCGUUAACAUGCCACUGUCUGCA